This is a messenger RNA of Vollenhovia emeryi, 1085 nucleotides long. RefSeq lists its product as uncharacterized. Bases 68 to 376 code for a protein of 102 amino acids. NCBI's taxonomy places the organism in Eukaryota, Metazoa, Arthropoda, Insecta, Hymenoptera, Formicidae. The transcript is spliced from 3 exons. The record is from RefSeq and is a predicted model, not a curated record.
AAGUGAGCAACAUCGCAGUGGUGCUGCAAGAACUCCACAGAAAGAGAAAUGGAAAUACUAUGACAUAAUGGAAUUUUUGCGAGAUACUUGUUUAAUACGCUCAACUGCAACAAACGUUAGUCGGACUACUUCCAUUACUCACAUGUCGGAUGAAGAUGCCAAUAUUCUUGAACCACCAAGCGAUAUCGACGCAGAUACUGAUGAUAUACUGACGAAUAGCACUUUGAUUACAGAAAAACAGAUCUCUAAAAGGGCCCGUAAGAAUUCCAAUAAAGAUUCUGAGGAAGCGGCAAAGGCUAUAAAUAGGAUUGCAGAUGUGUUGUGCAAUAACGAAUCACCCGUCGUCUUACCUUCGAUCUGUUCCGGAAGUAGAUGAGGUCGAAUCAAUGUUGCAUGCAGUAGGGCUACAAUUACGGCGUCUAGAAUAUAAUGACCGAAUGGAAGUACUGAUGAACGUCGUACAAUUUGCUUAUAACCAAAUCAAAGAGUGUUUGUGAAAAAUGCAUUUUCGACAGAAAAAUGUGUUUCUUUGGAAAACUCAUUUCUUGAGACCAAAAAACGUGUUUAUACCGAGAAAAAAAAUCAUAAAAUUAAACAAAAAGGACUGUAGUUUAUCAGAAUGUUCACUAAUUUUACUAUGGAUUUUUUUCGUGUAGGAAAAAGGAAAUAUUGGGGCAGAAAAUACGGAUUAAAAAACACGUUUUAUUAAAAAAAUAUAUAUUUGUGACACAUCAUUUCUUUGCUUGCGGAAAUCUGUUUUCACGAAGAUUCACUUUUUUUAAGAAAACAAAAACUAUAUUUAUUCGAGGAAAAAUGAUUUCGUCAAGUAAAGAAAUGUAUUAUAUUUUGACAAAAAAUUAAUUUGCAAGGAAAUCAAUUGCGAGCAAAAAGAGACGAACCUUUAAAAAAAUGAAAUUUUUCAACCACGAAUUAAAAAUGUGGAAAAAUUGUAGUUUUAAUUCGAUUAUUUCAAAUUCUUGCUGGAAAGAUAUUUUUUCCGUAUAUAAUAUAGCUAAGAAAAUUUCUGAUUCUUCUAAUUUUUUGCAACAUUUUUAAAAAUUAAUCUUUAGAGUGUAUAAAUUUAG